CCGGUCUUUCCCAUUCAGUCCGACGCCCACACAUAAAUAGCUGAAUUUCGCCUUCCUUUCUCUUCCAAGAGCAGAGAGAACAACAACUAGAAAAUAGAAAUAUCCCAAAAAAACCAAAAUCCAUUUCCUUCUCUCUUCUCUCUCUCUGUCUCGUCACGAUUGAAAUCUGAGAGGAGCUUCGCCGAGUGGCCCAAUGGCGUCGUUGUCGUCGUCGGUUCUUCUCCGUAUUCUGCUCCUCUUAUCGCUGAUUGCUCUAUCCUUGGCCGCCGCUACAAAGGACUACCUCCUCAGCGAGGAUAAGGGCAAGUCUCCCUCCUGCCAAAACCCUAACCUCAUGCUCAAGGUUAAAAUAUGGGUUAAUGGCAAAGAAGGCGAAACUGUUGAGGGAGUUGGUGCACAAUUCGGGGCUUUGUUUCCUUCUCAAGUCGAAAAGGCAGUCAAAUGGCCUGUUGUUGUCACCAAACCCUUGACUUCCUGCAACAAAUCCUCUUCACAGUUAUCUGGAGCUAUUGCAUUGUCCACACGUGGUGAUUGUGACUUCACCGUUAAGGCACAAGUUGCACAAGCCGGAGGUGCUAAGGCGCUGUUGGUGAUAAAUAAUGAAACAGCGCUUUCCAUGAUGGGCUGUCCUGACAAUCGCACUUUUGAUCUUUCAAUAUUUGCUGCGAUGAUUGAAAAGUCGGAUGGAGAAUAUCUCAAGAAAUCUGUUGAAGAUGGAAAUAAAGUGGAGCUUCUAUUAUAUUCUCCCAAGCGUCCGCUGGUGGACUACUCUGUUAUAUUUUUAUGGUUGAUGUGUGUUGGAACGAUAGUAACGGCUUCAUAUUGGAAAACGAUUACUGUUGUCGAGCAAAAUGAUGAACCUUACAAUGAACUAGCAGAAAAGGAUUCUAAGGCGGGAACAGGGAAAGAAGAUUCUGAGGAUGAAACCUUGGUUCUUAAUGUGGGAGGUGCUGUGUGUUUUGUCAUAACAGCAUCCACGAUGCUGUUGCUACUAUACUUUUUCAUGUCUAGUUGGUUUGUGUGGGUGCUGAUCGUGCUUUUCUGCCUUGGCGGUAUUCAGGGAUUGCAUAAUGUUAUUUUGAGCCUGAUUUUGAGAAAAUGGAAAAGUGGUGGACAGAAGGGAAUACAUGUGCCUAUUUUUGAAGAGGUCUCUUAUCUCUCGCUUGUUGUAUUACUUGUCUGCGUGGCAUUUGCAAUUUUUUGGUGUGUAACGCGGCAGGCAUCAUAUUCGUGGAUUGGCCAAGAUAUUCUUGGUAUCUGCUUGAUAAUAACAAUCUUGCAAGUCGCUCAAUUACCUAACAUCAAGGUUGCGACAGUACUACUAUGUUGUGCAUUUCUCUAUGACAUCUUUUGGGUGUUCUUAUCACCCUUGAUUUUCAAAGACAGCGUCAUGAUUGCGGUUGCUAGAGGGGACAAUGCCGGUGGUGAAGCCCUACCAAUGCUUUUGAGAGUCCCUAGAUUUUUUGACCCCUGGGGUGGUCAGAAUAUGGUUGGCUUUGGGGACAUUGUGUUUCCGGGUUUGCUCGUUUUAUUUACUUUCAGAUUUGACAAGGAUAACAAGAAGUCUUUGCUCAAUGGAUACUUUCUAUGGUUGGUGAUUGGCUAUGGAAUGGGGCUUUGUUUCACGUACUUGGGUUUGUACAUCAUGAAUGGCAAUGGUCAGCCUGCACUCCUCUAUCUUGUUCCAUGCACACUAGGUAUUACAUAUAUUUUGGCUUUGUUAAGAGGUGAGGUGAAACAACUUUGGAGUUAUGGCAAUGAGCUAUUUCCAACUCUAGGUGUUCCUACACAAGGCAAUAGAUCACCUAGAGUUUGAGUUCCCAAUUGUACAUGAAAAGAAUCUCCACAAAGCUAUGUUAUAAAGAGGUUCAUUUAUUUCAUUUGUAAAGAUGCCUACUUAACACUCAACAUGUGUAGAGGAUACCAGUGCGGGCUUAUACCAUUUGAACUACUCUCUUACCUGUGUAAUGCCAAGUAUCAUGCUUUAGAUCUAAUGAAGCACUUUGUUUACCCGCUAAA
Molecule: messenger RNA, 2019 nt
Organism: Fragaria vesca subsp. vesca
Lineage: Eukaryota; Viridiplantae; Streptophyta; Magnoliopsida; Rosales; Rosaceae
Product: signal peptide peptidase-like 3-like
Exons: 14
Coding region: 194-1816 (540 amino acids)
Biological process (GO): membrane protein proteolysis
Cellular component (GO): cytoplasmic side of endoplasmic reticulum membrane; lumenal side of endoplasmic reticulum membrane; Golgi-associated vesicle membrane
Molecular function (GO): aspartic endopeptidase activity, intramembrane cleaving
Source: RefSeq, a predicted model, not a curated record